This is a messenger RNA of Uloborus diversus, 8648 nucleotides long. RefSeq names its product ATP-dependent translocase ABCB1-like. Gene Ontology annotation, biological process: transmembrane transport. The transcript has 29 exons. The coding region runs from base 299 to 4525 and encodes 1408 amino acids. Gene Ontology annotation, cellular component: membrane. Lineage: Eukaryota; Metazoa; Arthropoda; Arachnida; Araneae; Uloboridae. Gene Ontology annotation, molecular function: ABC-type transporter activity; ATP binding; ATP hydrolysis activity. The record is from RefSeq and is a predicted model, not a curated record.
CGAAAGUGAAAAGACAGCCUACUACUGUCCGAUCAUAUCGAGUUUUUAUAUACGAGCAAGCAGGAAGUUGAGAACUGGCGCGAUUUUGAAACUAUUUAGAACGAGCUAGUUUCUGUUUUUAGACGCGCUCUUACGGAGCAUUAUUGGUUUUCUUAGUUUUCAAUACCAAUUCUUCAGUGCUGUAAAAUACAACAAUAUACACGAUGUUAUAAGACGAUCCAAGCUUCCUUCACAUCUUUGAGAAGUUUUAGCAUUGCGUGUGUGUUUCCGUAACAAAGCAGCUGCUUAAAAUCCGAAAAUGAGGGGGCUCUAUAAUAUAAGAGAACGAAAAAUGGGAGAAGAAAAUGCCAAUUCUAAUCCAGUCUCUAGUCUACUUGGGUACAAGUCGUUGGAUGAAGAUGCUGUUCAAAACGGUCAAAUACGACAACAGCACGUGAAUGAAGCAUUUGAAGAUAAUGAAAUUCCUUACAUUCCUAAUUUAAAUGGAAAUUCAUUGUCCAACUCCGUAGAUGUACCUAAUAAUAGGAUAAACAUACCAAUAGAAAAUGGUACUUACAUUGAAAGCUUUAUGUCUCCUCCUGUUCCUCCAUACUCUGAAGUAAAUUUCAAAGACAAUAAUCGAAACUUCAUGGAUAACCGAUUUGAAAAUGAGUUCCCCUUGAAGAGUGAUAACAAUAACUUGCAAAAUGGAUUGCCUCCAGACGAAAGGAAUUCAACAAAAAAGAAAAAAGAAAAAGAAACUUGGAAAGAUGAAGUUCCUCCUGUGAGAUUUUUUUCUCUGUUCAGAUAUUCCAGUCAUGUUGAUAAAGUCCUCAUCUUUUUUGCUUGCAUUAUUGCUCUGAUUUCUGGAGCUGCCCUGCCAACUAUUAUGGUUCUUUUCGGCAACAUCAUCGACUCUUUUGUAGAUCAUCAUCGAAUGCAGAAUAACCUCACCUCAUUUAAUCCAUCUGAUAAUACUAGUGUCAUUUCUACAGAAAUUUUCCUUCAAAGGGUUGCCAACCUGUGCUUGUACAUUGGCAUCAUUGGCUGCAUUGUCUUCGUCUUCAACCUCCUUUAUGUUAGCUUCUUUAGUAUGGCUGCUGCCAAUCAAGCAUUUAAAAUUAGGUGCAUGUUUAUGCAGUCUGUUUUAAGACAAGAUAUUGGUUGGUUUGAUACUCACCAAACAGGAGAUUUUGCUAGUCGAUUAACUGGAGAUUUAAGUAGAGUUCAAGAUGGAAUAGGUGAAAAAGUGGGCAUGUGCAUCAGUUUUAUGGCAACAACAAUCUUUUGUAUUUGUACUGCUCUGUAUUAUGGUUGGAAAUUGACUCUUGUUUGCCUCUGUAUCAUGCCCAUUUUGUCUAUUGCUAUGGGUAUAAUAUCAAAGAUUCAAGCUGCUGUAUCUGGAGAUGAGCUUCAGGCAUAUGGUGCUGCUGGUGCUGUAGCAGAAGAAGUAUUAUCUGCAAUUCGAACGGUUGUGGCAUUUGGCGGAGAGAAAAAAGAAAUUGAGCGGUAUAAUAAUUGUCUAAUUCCAGCUAGUAAAAAGGGUAUCAAAAGAGGCCUUCUGACUAGCAUUGGAGCUGCUCUUAUUUGGUUUUGUAUUUAUGCUGGUUAUGCUUUAGCAUUUUGGUAUGGUGUUAAAUUAAUCGUUGAUGGUCAAGGUCAAGAAAAUCCUGAAUACAAACCAAGCACCUUGGUUAUCGUAUUUUUCAAUGUCAUACUGGGUGCAAUGGGUGUUGGACAGACCGCACCAUACUUUGAGGCAUUUGCUUUAGCCAGAGGAGCUGCUGGAAAAGUAUUUUCAAUUAUUGAAAGGAAACCUCCGAUUGACAGUAGUUCUCAAAGUGGUAAAAUUCCCCAGUCUUUACAAGGAAACAUUACUCUGAAGGAUGUUCAUUUUUGCUAUCCAGCUCGUCCAGAUAUUCCAAUUUUGCAAGGUUUGUCUCUUAAAAUCAGAACUGGGGAAACAGUUGCUUUAGUUGGUCCCAGUGGAUGUGGUAAAAGUACUAUUGUGCAACUAAUCCAAAGAUUCUAUGAUGCUGAAAGAGGAAGUGUUGAAAUUGAUGACAAUGAUGUCAAAGAGUUAAAUGUUGGAUGGUUGAGAGACAACAUUGGAUUAGUUGGGCAAGAGCCUGUUCUAUUUUCAACAACUAUUGCAGAAAACAUUUGUUAUGGUAAAGCUGGUGCUACUCAGGAGGAAGUAGAGAAAGCUGCAAAAUUAGCGAAUGUACACAGUUUCAUUGAAGCUUUGCCUCUAAAAUACAAUACUCUUGUUGGAGAGCGUGGAACUCAGUUAAGUGGUGGACAAAAGCAAAGAAUUGCCAUUGCUAGAGCAUUGAUCAAGAAUCCUAAAAUCCUCCUUUUGGACGAAGCCACAUCUGCAUUAGACACUGAAAGUGAAGCUAUUGUACAGUCUGCACUAGACCAGGCUAGACAAGGUCGCACAACUAUCAUUGUUGCUCACAGACUUUCCACCAUCCGAACAGCAGACAAAAUUGUUGCAUUAUGUAAUGGAGUUCUUAAAGAAAUGGGCACACAUGAGGAAUUAAUGGAAAAGAAAGGGAUUUAUUAUCAGUUGGUUACAACCCAAACCAAAGACAGUGAAGAAGAUGACGAUGAAGAUGAAGAAGAUGAUACUUUCAUUGAUGAUUUACCUGUGCUUGAACGUCAAUUCAGUAUCUUAAGUUCAGGGUCUUAUAAAUCUGAUACUGAUUCUUUGCCUCGACAUGUUUCCCGCACUCUUUCUGCUGGUAGUUAUAGAGCUCAUAUGGAUGAACAAGAACAAGGAGAACAGGAUGCUCCAUCUCAAACUAGGUUACUGAAAACAUGUGCACCUGAAUGGCCUUACAUACUUGUAGGAGGGAUAGCAGCUAUCAUUAUGGGACUUUUUACUCCAAUAUAUGGAAUUGUAUUUGGAGAUAUACUUGGGAUUUUAGCUGAGCAAAAUGAUCAGAUUAUAUCAGACAUUUCAUUUUAUUCUCUAAUAUUUCUUGCUAUGGCAAUAUCUGCCGGUAUAUCAUGCUUCUUACAGACUUUUAUGUUUUCUAUUGCUGGUGAAAAGUUGACUUCACGUUUAAGGAAAAUGGUUUUCACUACAAUAAUUAGUCAAGACAUUUCCUGGUUUGAUAAUCCAAUGAAUAGUGUAGGAUCACUGUGUACCAGACUGACAUCUGAUGCAUCAAGUGUUCAAGGGGCCACUGGAUCUCGUAUAUCCACUGCUCUCCAAGCAUUAUCAACUCUUAUUGCAGCUAUUGUUAUUGGAUUAUGGUUCAAUUACAAGAUUGGAAUUGUUGUAUUAUGCUUUAUUCCUCUAGUCCUGUUAGCAACUUAUUUUGAAAGUAGAGUUAUUAGUGGACAUAUGCUCAGUGAAAAAUCUGGAACUGAACAAGCAUCAAAGGUAGCCAUUGAGGCUAUUGAGAGCAUCAGAACUGUUGCCUCCCUCCAUAGAGAAGAAGCAUUUUAUGUUCAGUUCCGAACUGCUUUAUAUGGCCCACAUAAGAAAUCACGAAAGAAUUCUCUUGUGAGAGGACUUACCUUUGGUUUUGCACAAAGCAUACCAUCUUUUGCAUAUUCAACGUCUAUGUAUUAUGGAAGCAUACUUGUUGCAGCUGGUGAAUUGUCUUAUCCUGACCUUUUUAAAGUGAUAGAAGCUGUAAUUCUUGGCACUGCAAUGGUUGGGCAAGCUGUAGCGUUUGCACCAGAUUAUCAAAAAGCAAAAGUAGCAGCAGCCCGUAUUUUUAAACUUUUAGAUAUCAAGCCAAAGAUUAAUGUGUUCUCUUCAGAAGGUCGCUUUCUGGAUGAUGUGAAAGGUUAUCUUCGUUUUAAAAAUGUUCGUUUCAAUUAUCCAAGUCGCCCAAGAGUUAAAAUAUUAAGAGGUUUGAACUUGGAGAUUGAUCCGGGACAAACUGUUGCCCUGGUUGGAAGCAGUGGCUGUGGGAAGAGCACAUGCAUUCAGCUAAUAGAGAGAUUCUAUGAUGCUCAGCAUGGAGAUGUGAUGUUAGAUGAUGCUAAUGUGAAAAACAUGAAUGUAUCUAAUUUAAGAUCUCACAUUGGUCUUGUUUCACAAGAGCCAGUAUUAUUCAGUUACAGCCUUGCUGAGAAUAUUGCAUAUGGCGACAAUUCAAGGAACGUCAGCAUGGAUGAAAUUAUUUCAGCUGCUCGGCAAGCUAAUAUUCAUAACUUCAUUGCAUCCUUACCACAGGGUUAUGAGACUCCUGUUGGUGACAAAGGUGCACAACUAAGUGGUGGUCAAAAGCAACGUAUUGCAAUUGCCCGAGCUUUACUCAGAAACCCAAAGAUUCUCCUACUAGAUGAGGCAACUUCAGCACUGGAUGCUGAAAGUGAAAAGGUUGUGCAAGAAGCUUUAGACAAAGCGAGCAGUGGAAGGACAUGCUUGAUUAUUGCUCACAGGUUGACAACUAUUCAAAAUGCUGACAUGAUUGUUGUCAUUCAUCAUGGAAGAGUAGUGGAAAAGGGCACUCAUCAGGAACUUUUGAAUAAAAGAGGACAUUAUUUCAAUUUACAGAAUGCUCAGGCAGGCGCUCGGUAGUUGCAUGAGUUCCGUCCUGUAUCAUAGUGUAAAAACUUCAUAUGAUCAUUUCAAAUGAUCCUUCAUUUAUACAUUUAAAAUGUUUUUUUUAUGUAUACGUGCAAAUUGAUUGAUUUGCAUUUAAGACUACUAAAGCCAAAGUGUUCAUUUCUUUGAAGGAAAAUGACUUAAUUUAUUUUUGUUGGAGUGUAUUCUAUAUUUUCAUGUUGAUCAUGACUUUACAGCAUACUGUUUUCAGUUAUAGUUUUAAAACCAACCCUCUAUUGCAUUUUUCUUGCCUUGGAAGCUUAAUUUUAACCAUUGUACUAUGAAUGAAUUUGCAAUACUUAAACUUUUGAGUGUUCUGACUUCAGGGAGGAAUUUUGACCUUGUGCAUUUCUCUUUUUUUUUUAAUAAAAUGAUAGUAUAAUUUUAUGAGUACAAGCAGGCCUAUCAUUUCAAAUUUUUUCAGGGAGGGAGGCAAAAGUUAUAUAUUCAAUAUGAGGAGCCCUCAAAAAGCAUCAAAAACCACACUCACAUAUGUAAGUACAUUAAUUUUGCGAAGUAGGGGGGGGGUGGGUGAAUGCCGUUUGAUGCAGGCGUUAUCCAAAGGGGGAGGUUCUGGUAUCAUGAUACCUUCACUAAAGCAACUAAAUUUUGCUUGACGUGGCAUUUUAGUGACAUAUUUCUCACUAGGCAUUCCUAUUUGAGCACAAAAUUUUAACUUUGAAACCCCCCUUCUAAUAUGACUCCUCCAAAAAACAGAAGCUGGAUCUGCCCUUGCCUGGUUAAGAGUGUAGAAUAUGGGUACAUUGUUGCUUUGCAAUUUCUGUACUUUCCAUCUUGUGACAGAAAAAUAUCAUUAACGCCGCUUCGUGUUUGGUCCUCACACAUGUUUCAAUUUUAGUAAUGAAACUUUCAAUGCUUUGGGGUAUUUAUUUGGGGUAUACAUUCUAAUGAAGCAUUUAAUGAUAUUUUAUUUAGUUUACUAAUUACUUCAUACUUUAAUGGAAUAUUUAAUGCUAAUUGAUAGCCUGUGUUAUUUAUUUGGCAGAGUAUGUUCAUUUGGCGAGUUGUAAUGUUUUGAAGAAAUUCUUUAUGUUCAAAUAAAACUUUUAAUAUUUUUUAAUGGCUUGCUUUAUAUAAAAGCUCAUUAAAACAGGAAAAAAAAAAAAGAAAAAUGUAUGGCAUUCCAAACUAGGUAGUUUUUAUGUAACUUUACCUACAAUAGCAACAAAUGCUAGGGUUGGCAUUCAGUAGUAGAAUGUUGCCAAUUAGGAAAUUAGUUUGUUUGCAAUUGCGAUAAAUCCAUUAUAUCACCAAUGCAUCUUUAUUCUACACUCUAGCCAUUUUAUUUUGGUGAAUUUUCCAAAGAAUAAACAUAAUUUUACACUAUUUUUAUGAUUUCUUUGGGUAUUCCUGUAUAACCAUAUGGCGAUAGAUAGUUAUAACAUAAAAUAAAAACUUAAUUUAUUCAUGUGUAAUUAAUGUACUAUCGCUUUGCCAUGAUUUAUGUAAGUGGACCAAUCGCUACUAUAUUCACCUAUCCCACUGGUAGAGUGAAAGGGGCAUUUAUAAUGAUAAUCCAGUUGAAGAUGAGAAGUGUCUCUUUCAUUUUAUGUGUGCCAUAGAUGGAUAUUCAUGCAUACACAAAAUUAGUUAUACGAAACCAUGCAAUAGAGGGUUUAUUGCCAAUGAUCUAUGUGUAAGAUAAUAAUAUUGCCCCAUUUUGAUUUUAUUUAAAGGACUAUUAGACAUUAACUUAGUUUGGUAAUUUUUAUAUGCAGUUUGAUAUGAUUGUCAUUCUGGCAAAUAUACAAUCAUAUUAAUUCUGUUGUGUGACUAUAGUAUGUUUCCAGCAUAUAAAUUGUGAAAAUAUUUAUCACUAAAAGCUUAUAAUUUCUUUUCAGUCAAUUAUGUAGCUAAAACGUACAUAUUGUGAUAAAAUUUUAAAUCUCAUACAAUUAACCAUAGUUUUCUUCAACCUAAAGAAUAUUCAUGUGAUUUGCCUUAUGAUUCAUGUGCUGUGAUAAUUUUGCAUUACGUUUUGCAUUUGCAUAAAAAAUGCAUUACAGCAAGGUAAAGACAACAACAAAACAAUUCUUAUAAUUCUAUUUUUUUGUUGUUUUUUCAUUUGUGUAGUUUGUUGUUUUUUACAUACUUUUUGUGUUUCAUUUGUGUACUUUGAAUGUUAUUGCUGUUAAAAGAAAAAAAUCUUUUGUUGGUGUAAUUCAAAUUAUUACACCUGUAGCAUAACUUCUUCGAAUAGUACACAAUAUACUUUAUCUUCAUCAAGUUUAAACCCGAAAAUGAAUGUCAAAGUAUAAAUCAAACAAAUUUUCAAAACAUUUUUUUUGUUAUCAAUUAAUAUUAGCUAGUCUUGAAUCAGUUAUAAAAUAUACUAAUAAUUUCAAGAAAAAAACAUUAUGAAAUUAAUUUACUUUCAACUUUUAACAGUGUUUAAUAAGCUCCUUUAAAGUUUUCUAAGUUUUUAAAUUAUAAACAAAUGCAAAGUUUUAAGAGGAAAUAAGUAGUGAUUUAUCUGUUGAAAAAAUUCCUGAUUUCAUGAAUUUGUUUUCUCAUUUACAGAGUAAUUGUUUUUACGUCAUUAAAUUAUAUUUGUGAUAUGUAUGAUAGAAACAAAACUAAUAAUAGUAAUUAAUUCCGUCCAAAUGCUUUAGUACUACAAAUUAUUUUUUCUAUUUAUUGAAAAUGGCUAUAAUACAUUUUUAAAAAUAUUUUUUGUACUUUUGUAUUUUCAUAAUGUUUAAUUUUUUCUAUAUUUUGCUUUUUCUUAUAAUUCAAUUUCAGCUUUAAUAUUUGUAGCAUAAAAAUUUCAAAGACUUGUAUUCAGAUACAGUUAGAAGUCAUUAGGUGUAAGUGAAGCCUUAAUUCCUGCACAUUUAUGUGCAUUAAAUUUUCUUACAGUGCUUAAAUGUUAAAUUUAAGUAUGUAUAUUAAUAGUGUACCGUUCAGUGCCAUACAUUAUUAUAGAAUACAUUGUGUUAAACUAUAAAUUUUCUAAAUCAUCACUUUUAAUUGUUCACUGUUGCUAAUAUGAAUUAGUGUAUAUUUAUAACUAUGUGGUUGUUGCAUUUAUUUGUGUUUUUAUACUUUCAUUAAGCGUUAUGGAAUGCAAGUAAUGAAUGAAAUAGAUUUUUGUAAAUCUAGAAAUUACAAAUGGAUUUUUUUUUUAAACAAUAAAACCAUAUUUGGUCACUUCACCUAUUUCAUUCUCAUCUUUUAAAGAAAAAGCCAUGCAAAUAAUGUUUUAAUAUUUUAUUCAUGAUAUGUGAUUUUUACUCAGUAAAGUUUCCUUUUUACUCACUUUAUUAUUGUUUUCCAACAGUGAUGAAAUUAAUUUCGACUUUUCUUCAUUAUUCAUUAUUUAAAAAAAAAAAAAAAAAAAUGUAACUAAAUAUGUAAAUAUAUAUGGAUUUUUGAUCCUCUAAUUCCUUCCAUCCUUCCUUAGAUCCAUUGAAAAUACUUCUUAACUCUUUUAUGUGGUGUAAUCUAAAUCCUAUUACUGGUUCCUGAAUUUGUAAAACCUGCACAUUCUUGUGAACUUGUAUGCCUUGCAAAUGAUAAUUAACCUUUUAAUCUCUAGCUCCUCUGCCCUAGACUUUUUUUUUUACCAAGAAUCAUUGCUGAAUUGUCAUGGUAAUAACUAUUAGAUUAUUUUAAAAGCCAUAAUGAACAGUGAAUCAAAUUUUAAAAUAAAGAAGUAAAAAGCAAUAUUUUUUAGAGCUCUUAUUGGUAAAAAUGCUUUUGUAUUUUUUAUUCUGCCAAAAUUGCAGUUUUUAGCUAUUAAAAAAGGAAAAAAAUGUCAACUUCUGCAUGCAUAAAAAAAAGAUAGUUUUACUAUAAAUUAAAAAGUGUCUAACAUUCUGUUUUAACUUUUAAGUAUAUUUAUAAAAUGUAAUGGAAAUUUCCCUAAAUUUCAGCAUCAUUACAUGUAAUCCAAAUGUUGUUGGCAUAUUUGUUUACAUAAAUUUUGAUGUCUGCAUAUUUUAAUUUUUGAUUUCAGAAUAAUAUGACGAUUUAAUGUAAGGAUGUGCAUGUAUGUUUUUAUGUAAAUAAUGUAAUAAUAUUUAUGUAUAUGAUUUUUACUUUGUCCCAUUGUUUUGAGACAAAGCUAAUAAAA